Messenger RNA from Liolophura sinensis, 1029 nucleotides. RefSeq names its product multiple epidermal growth factor-like domains protein 6. The record is from RefSeq and is a predicted model, not a curated record. Gene Ontology annotation, molecular function: calcium ion binding. NCBI's taxonomy places the organism in Eukaryota, Metazoa, Mollusca, Polyplacophora, Chitonida, Chitonidae. The transcript has 5 exons. The coding region runs from base 86 to 640 and encodes 184 amino acids.
GGCCGCAAAAGGAAACUUUCCAGCAUUUUGCUUACGAACAUGUGGGUCUGGAGAUGAUGUUUGUCCUGCCAACACCACAUGUUUAAUGAGAAACGUGUUGGGCGCUAGCAGAAAUGUGUGUGAUUGCUCAGAUGGAGCAAGACGGUCAGCCACGGCACAAUGUCUAGAUAUCGACGAGUGUACCGAAUAUCCAGGCGUAUGUGGAAACAACUCUGUUUGUACAAACACAGACGGUAACUACACGUGCGCAUGUGGGCAGGGAUACAGACAAAUAGACGGCGAAGAGGUCAGGUGCAUCCUGGCCACAGAUUCCUCGGCGUUGGCGAUUGGUCUGACAGUUUGUGGGAUGUUUCUUCUGAAUAUCAUCAUCCUCGUUGUUGUUGUUUUAAGGAGACGAAAUCGUCGGAGGGAAUAUGAAAGUGAAGAUGUCAGCUUUAAAAUGGAGGAAAAACGAUCCUGUGUCACGAGGCCAGCUUACGAAGACGUUACUGGUCAAUCUGUACAACAAAAACUAGGAGUAUCCAAUCUGACUUGCCCGGAAUCCGUAAUACUACCGGAAGAGUCAAGUGUCACUUCUGUGGACGACAGAUACGAGGAUGUUGACUUGCCUUCGCAGCCAGAGCUGUUUAAUUUAAUUUAAUUCAAUGUAAUUCCCGAAUUUAUAAAUUUCGUUAUUUACUUACUGUAGGAAUAGAUAUACAUAAUACGAACAUAGCUAUGUAAUCAUGUAAAUGUACAUGUUGCAGUAAUGUUUAUCCUUCAGACAUCUUUUACUUUGUAGUUUUGCAGAAUAGUUUUGUAAUACUUGAAGAAUUCCUUUGGGCGUUGAUAAAAGUCGUCACACAGGAUUUGUCAAAUGCCACAAUGCAAAUUCGGCGAACUCUUAAGCUGAAACCGUCCACUUCAUUUACGAUCUCACACUUUUUUUUCCACUCUCAAAAGACUGAUAUCAUGUUUUACUACAUUAUGUUACCUAGAAAAUAUUUGUCACCGUUGUGACAUAAUCUACAUACAGCAUUCUGUAAUAGG